UCAGUACCUAACAAGAUUUUGUCCAUAAUCAUCAUCAAUUUCUUUCUUUAUCGAAAACUAUUUACAGUUUCAGUUCUAGCUUCAAAUUUCUGUCCGCUCCUCUUUGUCGCUUCGUGUUCGUCCUUCUCCCUCGCUCUCGCUAUCUCAUUCUGUAAUUUAAUCUGAAUAUUCUGUAUAUAUGAUCAUGAAGGCUCGAUCGUUUGACUGCGAGAGCCCAUUUCGCUCGUAUUGUUCAAAAUUUGAUCCGUUUUGUCACUGUGUUGCUCUUGAUCGAGGCGGCUGUAGCAGAGAUGAAGAGGUGCAGGAACGGCGAGCUCUGGGAUUUUGAGCACGAGAUUCUUGGCGGAGAUGAUGUUAUACUUGGAAUUGACGGCGGCACCACCUCCACUGUUUGUGUCUCUAUCGCUCUCUCUGGUCCUCGAGCUGUUUCUCCUUCAAUGUCUUGUCCUAUACUCGCUCGUGUCGUUGGUGGCUGCUCAAACCAUAACAGUGUUGGCGAAACCGCAGCGAGGGAAACAUUGGAGCAAGUUAUGGCAGAGGCACUUUCAAAGUCUGGUUCAAUUCGAUCCUCAGUUCGAGCUGUCUGCCUUGCUGUUUCUGGAGUCAACCAUCCCACGGAUCAACAAAGAAUUUUGAAUUGGCUUAGGGAUAUUUUCCCCUGCCAUGUAUACCUAUAUGUUCAAAAUGAUGCUGUGGCGGCUCUUGCAAGUGGCACUAUGGGAAAGCUUCAUGGAUGCGUUUUAAUUGCUGGAACUGGAACCAUUGCUUAUGGAUUCACAGAGGAUGGUCGAGAAGCUCGAGCUGCUGGUGCAGGACCAACCUUAGGUGAUUGGGGAAGUGGAUAUGGGAUAGCUGCACAGGCAUUAACUGCAAUAAUAAGGGCUCAUGAUGGACGUGGUCCUCUUACAAAGCUCACGUAUAGCAUUUUAAAGACACUUGGACUUUCUUCACCAGAUGAACUCAUAGGGUGGACAUAUGCGGAUCCAUCCUGGUCUCGAAUUGCUGCUCUUGUUCCAGUUGUUGUAGCAUGUGCUGAGACAGGUGAUGAGGUUGCUAACAACAUCCUCCUUGAAUCAGUUGAAGAGUUGGCUUUGAGUGUGAAAGCUGUUAUCCAAAGACUUGGCCUGGCUGGUGAAGAUGGACAAGAGGCUUUUCCGCUUGUUAUGGUUGGUGGUGUACUUGAAGCAAAAAAGAGGUGGGAUAUAGCAAAAAAAGUCAUAAAUUCCAUAUCCAAAGAAUAUCCUGGGGUACUUCCUGUUUGGCCUAAGGUGGAACCCGCCCUCGGUGCAGCUUUGCUAGCCUGGAACUUUUUGAGCAAAGAUUAUCAGCAGGAAGGACUAUAUAGGUGCCCACUAAGCUGAAAGCUGAUGAAAUGUACAGUUUCGAUGUCAGACCAAACUUAGUUAGCAAUGUUGGAAAGCUAAAAGGCAGACUUGAAGCAGUCUAGUCUUACGUUAACGUCUUAACGACCCUCGUCGAUUUUCAUCAUUAGUGUAGCUCUUCAUGUGUUAAGGUAAUAUAUUUUUUUUGUUUGUAGCAAUAUGGAGCAUGCAUUGUGCUUUUAUUACCAUGUAAUUCUAUUUAAGUUAUGGUCAAGCUCUGUGGAGUAGAGUGAUUCUGUCUCAUGGUUGUGUUGUAGUCUGGAUAUGGAGGGAAAGUCCAAUUGAAUCUGAAUGCAAUCAUCUUGGAUUCUCAAAGCAUUGUGCUAGUCCAAAGUUAA
Molecule: messenger RNA, 1720 nt
Organism: Momordica charantia (bitter melon)
Lineage: Eukaryota; Viridiplantae; Streptophyta; Magnoliopsida; Cucurbitales; Cucurbitaceae
Source: RefSeq, a predicted model, not a curated record